Messenger RNA from Brachypodium distachyon (stiff brome), 1568 nucleotides. Its product is annotated as 26S proteasome non-ATPase regulatory subunit 6. The coding region runs from base 96 to 1277 and encodes 393 amino acids. NCBI's taxonomy places the organism in Eukaryota, Viridiplantae, Streptophyta, Magnoliopsida, Poales, Poaceae. The transcript has 8 exons. Gene Ontology annotation, biological process: proteasome-mediated ubiquitin-dependent protein catabolic process. The record is from RefSeq and is a predicted model, not a curated record.
CACCACAAACCACGGCCCGAACUCCCGACGCCGUGCGAUCGAAGCGAAGCAGCCGGACGGAAGCCAACCCCCGAACCCAGACGAGCGGCGACGAGAUGGACGGCGGCGGCGGCAACGGCGGCGGUGAGGAUGGGAAGCAGGAGAAGCACCUGGUGCUGGCACACAAGCUCUUCCUGCUCUCCCACCCCGACGUCGACGACCUCUCCAAGGUCGCCCUCCGCUCCGAAGUCCUCUCCGCCGUCAAAUCCGAUGACAUGGCGCCGCUGUUCGAGUCGCUGUCCGCCGCGGGCGUGCUGGAGCCGGACGCCUCGCUGGUCGCCGAGAUGCGCGCGCGGAUCGACGAGGAGAUCCGCAAGCUAGAUGAGAAAAUUGCUGAUGCUGAAGAAAAUUUGGGUGAGAGUGAAGUGCGUGAAGCCCACCUUGCCAAGUCCUUGUACUUUGUUAGGGUUGGCGAGAAGGAAAAGGCGUUGGAACAACUUAAAAUUACUGAAGGAAAAACUGUAGCCAUUGGGCAAAAGAUGGAUCUUGUCUUCUACACUUUGCAAAUUGGCCUUUUCUACAUGGACUUUGAUCUCAUCUCAAAAUCCAUUGAUAAGGCAAAGAAGUUGUUUGAUGAGGGAGGAGACUGGGAGAGAAAGAACCGAUUGAAAGUGUACGAAGGCUUAUAUUGCAUGGCAACCAGAAACUUUAAGAAAGCUACCAGCCUGUUCCUAGACUCCAUCUCGACUUUCACAACUUAUGAGUUAUUUCCAUAUGAUACUUUCAUCUUCUAUACAGUCCUCACAAGUAUCAUCUCAUUGGAUCGUGUAUCUCUAAAACAAAAGGUCGUAGACGCACCAGAAAUCCUGGCAGUGAUUGGCAAAGUACCACAUCUCUCCGAGUUUCUCUACUCCCUGUACAAUUGCCAGUACAAGUCAUUUUUUGUUGCGUUCUCUGGCUUGACGGAACAGAUCAAGUUAGACCGUUAUCUUCAGCCUCAUUUCCGCUACUACAUGAGGGAAGUGCGCACUGUUGUCUAUUCACAAUUUUUGGAGUCAUACAAGAGUGUGACAAUGGAAGCUAUGGCUUCUGCAUUUGGUGUAACUGUUGAUUUCAUAGACCAGGAAUUGUCACGCUUCAUUGCAGCCGGGAAGCUUCACUGCAAGAUCGAUAAAGUCGCUGGUGUUUUGGAGACAAACCGGCCUGACGAGAGGAAUGCUUUCUACCAGUCGACCAUCAAACAGGGGGACUUCUUGCUGAACCGCAUCCAGAAGCUAUCACGAGUCAUUGAUUUGUAGAAGGUUUGUUAUGUUGGAGCUUGACAUUUCUCUCCCAGCUAGAUGCCCUGUUUUCAAAUUCUUGACCUACCUCUUGGAGCAUGUGAGCAGUACCUGCCUUUGUGCAGCUUGUGGAGGAAAGAAGUCUGUUUCGAACGUUAUUUUGGCAGAUCAGACUGACGGAUGUUGCUUCCAUAAUGAAUCUGUUUGUUCGUUUUGAGCCUUAUCGUCCGUGCUUUGGUUCUUGUAAGUUAUUCAUUUCGCAUAUUGGACAUAUGUAUAACACGCUCAUUGGCUCCUUGAUUUGUCGUC